Mercenaria mercenaria is the source of this 3103-nucleotide messenger RNA. RefSeq names its product endoplasmic reticulum membrane sensor NFE2L1-like. Lineage: Eukaryota; Metazoa; Mollusca; Bivalvia; Venerida; Veneridae. Bases 320 to 2980 code for a protein of 886 amino acids. The record is from RefSeq and is a predicted model, not a curated record. Gene Ontology annotation, molecular function: DNA-binding transcription factor activity, RNA polymerase II-specific; RNA polymerase II cis-regulatory region sequence-specific DNA binding. Gene Ontology annotation, cellular component: nucleus. The transcript has 10 exons. Gene Ontology annotation, biological process: regulation of transcription by RNA polymerase II.
AAUUGCGCUGAUUCACAUUGGAGACAGACGGAAACAGAACACCGGGCGAAACUACUGAAAAUUACCACAUUUAAAGGGAGUUUUACCUGAUUCUUGUGCUUGAUACGCAAAGAAAAAAUGUUUUAGCUAUUAACUGCUCAAUGAGCGGCCCUUUUGGGCUGUAUAUCGCUAGAAAAGUGUUUAAGACCACUGUCAAGCGUUUACUUUCGUGUUACUAUUUUUAGAAUUUCGAUCAUUAGGGGCAAGUAACUCCCAUUACACACGUGUUUUUGUAAACAAAGAAACUUUUGUUGAAUUUGUGUCAAUACUACCGCAAGACAUGUUGAAACAAUAUUUUACAGAUGGACUUGUGCAGAUUGCUAUUUUGUUGAGCAUUCUGAGGACAGAUUUAUACAGUUUGAAUAGGGAAUAUGUGAAUUACCCUGAAGUGCAAGAAAUAAUUCUGGGACAGACUGCAGCAUAUACUCAUUCAAAUUUUCAUAUAAAUUCGAUUAACAGUCGACUUGGGUCGCGAGAGAUUUAUAGGAAAAACAUUGAUUCAGAAUAUUUAUUUACUUCAUCAAUAUACAGAGAAAUACGGUCAUUCCGUCCAAGGAGAAAUCAAGAUCUCAGUGUACCAACAUUUUUGCUGGUGUCUGGCGCAUCAGGGCCUGCUUUUCACCAACAAGAUACUCCUGAUCAAAAUGAAAAUGAAGAUGAAAACAAUAACAACAUCCAGUUAGAACAAACAUUGACAUCUGAAGACCUUGAACUAGAAGCAGAAAACUUGCUUAACACUUUGGAAGAAACAAUUGGUGCCAUAGCUCCAAACUUCAAUCUUCAGAAUCUGCAAGGCACUGAACCAACUAGUGAGGACCUUGAUUUGAUAGAGGUGCUAUGGAGACAAGAUAUAGACUUAGGUGUAGGGAAAGAAGUAUUUGAUCCAAAUCUACGCAGAGAACUUGAACGAGAGCGCGAAAUAGAACUACAGAAAGAGAGGCAAAAGCAAAAAGAGCAGGAGUUGUUACAGAAGAAGUUAGAAGAGCAGAGAAACCUUGCACAGCAAAGAUGGCUUGCCGACAAUUACACCCAGGAUGGGGAAACUGGAGAGUGGAUUCCAAUGGGCGGUUCCCAUGUGCCUCCGCCUGCACCAGACAUGCCAAAUGUUGGAACUGGUCCCGAACAGUUUAUGUCAAGUUUUGACAGCAUUCCAAUGAUGGGAGAUGGUUUACCACAGGAGAACAACAGCUUCCCUGUAGCCCAACCACCACCACAAUAUCAGGGACAACAACCCAUUCAUCCACAACCAGCACAGCCUGUAUAUAAUGGCAGUAUGGGACAGUACAAUCAACAACUUAACAAUGGUAACAUGACAUAUAGGCCUGGACCACAGCAACCGUCAGCGCAAUGUAACAUGGGUCAGGCCUUCCAUCAAUCACAACAACAACAACAACAACAGUACAACAACACAGGAAAUUUCACACAUCCGCAACACAACUACACUCACAUACAGAAUAUGUCCCAAACUCAGCCCCAACAACAGCAAGGCCAGAACUAUCCCCGUCAGAGUAGCCUGGAGGCCACUUGGCAGGAUCUGGUCAACAUUCUUGACCUCCCACCGAACAACCAGUCCCGUGUAGGCAACGCAAACCAGAGAUUGAUGAAUGGAACAGUUCCAAAUCCCGGAAUGACACCAAUGCAGAACACUAGCUCCAUGUUGAUCCAGAAUGCCUCCAUGCCUACACCAGCACCAAUGAAUGGCAAUGUUACAUUUAACAAUUCUGGUAUGGUUUCUCAGUGUCAUAGAUCACCACCUCAUAGUUCCGGGAUGAUGUCACCCUGUGCUGAAAAUUUCAACUCUAGUAUGCCAUCAGGUAAUGGCAUGGGAUCGUUAGACUGGGAGAGCUGCGGAGACUUGAUUUUCCCUAACAUCACAUCCAACCUAAACGAGCCAAGUGAUCCCAUCGAUGAUGUAGAUGAACUCUUGCCUGACCUCAUCACUGAAGAUGAGCUUGAAGAUAUUAACUUUUCAGAGAUGGGCCUCACUGAUGCGGUGACUCCAACACCAACACGAGGGUAUGGUGGUGACGAUGCUAGCAGUGAUUCUGCUGUAUCAAUGGGUAGCCAGAGUGACGGAUCACCAGAUAUGAAUGACUUUAGUGAUACAGCUCUAUCACCAUUCGAUGGUCUAGAGGGAGCCACUGGUGGCCAUGAUGCAUCACAAUUUCCCAAAACAUCAAAAUAUGAUCCUGACGAUUAUAAAUACGGCAACUCAUGCAGUUACAGUAGUGGUGGCGAGAGUAACGGCUCGAACUUCAGUUCUUCAUCCAACGAUACUGGUGGUGGCGGCCACUAUAGCCAAAGUAACGGAGGAGGCUGCUUCAGCCCAGGAGGUCACGGACAUAUAAACCACAAUCAUUCAUACCCGCUCAAACCUGGCGCAGAGCCUAAAGACUAUUCUAAAAAGAACGGGUACAACAACAACAACAACAAUAGGGAAGGAAAGCAUAAAGGGCCACAAUCUAAAGACCAUAAGAGAAUCAUGGAACUGAAAGUCCCAUUCAGUGUUGAUCAAAUUGUGAAUUCACCAGUAGAAGAAUUUAACGAAAUGUUAACACGUCACAAAUUUUCGGAUCAACAGUUACAACUAAUCAGAGACAUUCGGCGAAGGGGGAAAAAUAAAGUGGCAGCGCAGAAUUGCCGCAAAAGGAAGAUAGGGGUUAUAGAACAUUUAGAGGACGAGAUGACGACGAUGGAAAAUUUAAGAGACAAGUUAAUGCAUGAAAGGCACAUGAUGGAAAAGCAAACGCGAGAAAUGAAAGAAAAAUUGGGACAAUUAUAUUCAGAAAUAUUCCACUCGUUACGAGAUGAUCAUGGGCAGCCUUAUGAUCCAGCACGUUAUUCUCUACAACAGUCAAGUGACGGUGACGUUUUUCUAGUGCCCCGAAAUUACACCACAGAAGAUGAACAUAGUAAGAAACGAAAAGAUGAAAGAAAGUGAACAAACAAUGAAAGCAUUUAGUGAUACAAAAUUAGACUAUUGUGAUUGCAAUUAAGCAGAAGACGUGCUUAAAUUAUUCCUUGAAGAUACGCAGCAGUGGGUAAAAAAAUCAAAUCACGUGUA